Molecule: messenger RNA, 5460 nt
Organism: Cebus imitator (Panamanian white-faced capuchin)
Lineage: Eukaryota; Metazoa; Chordata; Mammalia; Primates; Cebidae
Product: zinc finger protein 816-like
Exons: 3
Coding region: 84-1160 (358 amino acids)
Biological process (GO): regulation of transcription by RNA polymerase II
Cellular component (GO): nucleus
Molecular function (GO): RNA polymerase II cis-regulatory region sequence-specific DNA binding; DNA-binding transcription factor activity, RNA polymerase II-specific
Source: RefSeq, a predicted model, not a curated record
CUGGGUGACAGAGUGAGACUGCAUCUCGAAAAAAUAAAAAUACAAAAAAUUUUUAAGAAAAUUUUACAAAGUGCCUGUUCUGCAUGGAAAUAGCUACUUACUUACAGAGUGGCAAGGUCUUUAAUCAGAAGCGACAGCUUGUACGCCAUCGUAGAUUUCAUACUGGAGAGAAACCUUACAAGUGUCAUGAGUGUGGCAAGAACUUCAGUCAGAUGGCAAAUCUUGUAGACCAUCAUAGACUUCAUACUGGAGAGAGACCUUACAAGUGUAAUGUAUGUGGUAAGACCUUCAGUCACACGUCAUACCUUUUUUACCAUCGUAGACAUCAUACUGGAGAGAAACCUUACAAGUGUAAUGAGUGUGGCAAGUGCUUUGGUCGAAAUACAGCCCUUGUAAAUCAUAAGGCAGUUCAUACUGGAGAGAAACCUCAUAAGUGUAAUGAGUGUGGCAAGGCCUUCAGUCAGACGUCAUCCCUUACAUACCAUCGUAGACUUCAUACUGGAGAGAAACCUUACAAGUGUAAUGAAUGUGGCAAGGGUUUUAAUCAAAAGGCACACCUUGAAUGUCAUCAUAGAGUUCAUACUGGUGAGAAACCUUACAAGUGUAAUGAGUGUGGCAAGACCUUCAGUAAGAUGGCGAGUCUUGUAGCCCAUCAAAGACUUCAUAGUGGAGAGACACCUUACACGUGUAAUGAAUGUGGCAAGACCUUCAGUCACAUGUCAUCCCUUACAUGCCAUCAUAGACUUCAUACUGGAGAGAAACCUUACAAGUGUAAUGAAUGUGGCAAACAUUUUAAUCAAAAAUCACACCUUGCACCGCAUUAUAGACUUCAUACUGGAGAGAAACCUUACAAAUGUGAAGAAUGUAACAAAGUUUUUAGAAGCAAAACACAACUUGAAAGACAUAGGAGAAUUCAUACUGGAGAGAAACCAUACAAAUGUACGGUUUGUGACAAGGCUUUCGGGCGUAAUUCAACCCUGGCAGAACAUACUAGAAUCCACACAGGAGAAAAACCUUACAAGUGUAAUGAGUGUGGCAAAGCCUUUAGGGGGCAUUCAACACUUAGUCAUCAUAAAUCAAUCCAUGGUAUAGGGAAGCUUUUCUACGGUAAUAAUUGUCAUCAAGUCUUCAGUAAGGCUACAACCAUGGCAAAUCAUUAGAGAAUCCAUAACGAAGAGAGAUCUUACAAAUGUAAUAAAGGUGGCAAAUUUUUCAGACAUCAUUCAUCCAUUGCAGUUCAUUGACAAACUUAUACUGGAGAGAAAUCUUACAAAUGUUAUGAUUGUGGCAAGGUCUUCCGUCAAGCUUCAUCUUAGGGAAAACAGGAGAAUUCAUAUAGGAGAGAAACCUCACAAUUGUUAGGACUGUGGCAAAGCCUUUACAUUCACACCCCAUUAGACAUCAGAGAAUCCACACUGGGCAGAAAUCUUACAAAUUUCAUAAGUGUGGCAAGCUCUUCAGUCCCAGGUCACUUCCUGCAGAACGUUGGAAAAUUCAUUUUUGAGAUAAUUGUUCCAAAUGCAAUGAGUCCAGCAAACCAUGAAGCAUUAAUUGACAUUAGAGUCAAUUCAGCAUUGACGUAAGUUUGAGUUGACUUAACAUUCAGCUCAAUCAUUAAUUGACAUUAAAGAGUUUAUAUGAAGAGGAUUCGUCUUGGCAUGUUUGCUCAUGCCUGUAAUCCCAGCACUUUGGGAGGUCAAGAUGGGUAGAUCACUUGAGAUCAAGAGUUUGAGACCAACCUGGCCAACAGAUGUAAGCCUCUUUUCCCAGUUUGGUUUUUGAUUUUUUUUUUUUUUUUUUAUCAAAAAUUGAUAGGAAUGUUUAGGGGUAUUGAGCUGAAUCUAAAUCACAUUGGGCUUUAUAAUCAUUUAACAGUAUUAAUUUUUGCAAUAUAUCAAUAAGGGUUGUGGGCAGGAGACCCCAUAAGUGCCGAGGCAGGAGUCAGAAGCCUCAGUCUGUUUCCAUAUAAAUAAUGAAGAAGAAAAUAGAGAUAACCGUAGUAGUUACUCAUAGGUGAUCUUAGUUAUUCAUAGGUAAUCAUUAAGACAUAUAUAAAUAUAUAUACUCAGCAUAAUCUUUUACUAAUGCGUCUCAGGUCUCGAAGUGUGAAACUAAGGUGACAUUGUGAAAGAAGUGACCCUAAGGCAAGACGCUUUAAGCGCUCUGUCAUGCCCGUGUAAGGGCUGCUGGAGGGCACCUUGGCUAUGCGACAGCACCAGUGCUGGGAAAGUGCCCGCUGUUUAGCAAGCUAUGGAAGGAGAUGUCGGACAUGUCUUCUUCCUCCCAGGAGCUAGGAGAAAACUCCACUCCCCAGGUUCUUGCGGUGGGUCUGAUGGCUGUCAGGGAGGCCCAUAGACAUCCAGGGGCUUAAUUGUCUCUAUGUGAUGCAAUGCUUCAGUGGUCAUGUUUCAUGUCUACUUUCAUAUUCCACUUCUGGACCUGGUUCCUCUUUUUCUUAGAAGGUAAAAUCAGUAAAAGUAACAUAAAUAUGAAUGUCUUGACAAGUACAGAACAGCGCUGACUAAUUAUGCUCCUUCCCUUGUUUUGGCUUCUUGAGAGUCCUGGGCCCCUACCUAGAUGACACGUGAUGUACUUUGACCCUAUCACUGACCACCAAUCCCUUGCCUACCUACCCUGCCCCCAGCUUUGUAGUCAAUAAAAGUCAGAGUGUGCGGACACUCGGGGCCAUGGCCGGACUCUGCACUUUGGUUGGCAGUGGGCCGCUGGGCCCAAACUCUCUUGCUCCCGAUCUCAGUGUCUUGUGACUAUUCCCAGUUUCUCGUCUCCAUACCACUAGAGAGGGGCUCACAGGACCCUGUAGGGCUGGACCCUACAUCUGGCUCUCCAACCUGGGUUUCUCUCUUGUGUGAAGGUACGCAUUGUGCGUGGAAGCAGAGGAUCUUUCGGUGAGAAAUUCCUGAGGACUAUGAUUAACAAGCUUGUGGUAAGCUUAGGUGCCUCAGAGGAAUCCAGGGUAAUCGUGGUACAAGCCAGUACGAAAUGCUCGGCCUAUCUUAAUUUUAUUAGAAUUCUUCAAAAAGGAAGGUCACAGUUUCUUCUGAGAAAUUUAUUCAGUUGUUGGAGGUUAUGGAUCAGUUUUGCCCCUGGUUCUCCAUUGAAGGACCUUGAAACUCCAGGAUUGGGAUAAGGUCAGCCACCAUCUUAAAGUGACUCAAAAGGAACGGACUAUUUUUCUGUUGCAAUCUGGUGUAUUUGGUCUUCUGUACUGUCCUCAAGUCUCUGCAGACAGAGGAAGAGUCCUUGGAGGCCGACUCCUCCUUCCUGUCUUCAGAGGAGGUUGAGGAGAUUGUUGGGUCACUUCCUCCGGAGGACACAGCCAAGAUUGAACACGCCAUUGCUAAUAUGGAGGUGGACCCAGCAUUCACUUUUGUCUCUCCACCUACUCCUAAGCCUUCUGCACCACCUGUUACUGUAUCUGAUGACCUCAUGCGUGAGUUACAGACUAUUGAUUGGCAAAGCCCGAUUGAGCAGUCCGUGCAACGGCCGUCGUGGCCAGAAGCUUCCGCCCUCUCUCAGCCUGCUGUAGGGCUGUGAACCAUCCAUCUAAUCAGCCCAGUGAUGAAGCUCUCAACUCUAUCCCUGUUCAGGCUUGCUGAAAGGCCCUCAACUCUGUCCUGUGCAUCAGGCUCCUCAGAAGUCUGCUCUGUCGUCCAUUGGUCAGCCUGGUUUUCAGGCCCUUGAAAGACCUCCUCUGCAGGUAACGGAUUCACAGCCUGGUCCACAGCCCUUGAAAGAUGCGUCACAGGUAGCCACGGGUCAGCCUGGUUUAAAGGCUCUCAACCUCUCUUCUCAGCAUUCCAAUUUCCUUUCUGUUUCUGGUCCAUCCGUGAUUGUGGUUUGCUCCCAAAAACAAAUGUCACAUACAUAGGUGAGGAUGAUAUGCCACUGACGACAGCUAUGACUCAGGCUCAUGAAUAUGGGGAUUCUGAGGUGUCGCAGUUUUCCAUGGUUUUGCAGCCUCCUAUACCUGCUACUCCCGUCCUGGCACCCCCUGGCACUAAUCCACCUGCUGUUCUUGCUCUGCAAGCCAAUGGCACCUAAGGGCGCACAGCCUGACACUCAGGCACCAACGCCUGUUUCUGAGCACCCUGUGCCCACUGCUGCUGGUAUUCCUGGUGUACAAGCUGUCACCCAGUCAGAUCCUCUCAGUCCAGGACCGCUUCAGGUGCACAUGGCAAAUUGGGACUGCUCUGAUUAAGUUUUUGCCUGAUGACGAUUUGCUUUCACUUUUUUUAAAAAAACAAUUCCAGGAUACGCUUCAAGCCUGGUCUUCCCCUUUCUAUAUUACUCAUAUUUGUUCUGAUUCUCCUUUGCCAGGGCCUCUGUCAGCAGCCAGUGCUAGAGCCGAUGCAUUAGUCGCUUCUGCAAUUGAUUUUCAUGCGGUAACUCAUACUAAUGCGGCGAGUUUAAAAACAAAUUAUCCAUUACUUGGAAACAAGCUAAAUCUACUGUCCAACAGUGUCCUUCUUGUCAGGUUUUAGUUCGACAGUGACUUUCCUUGCAGUUAACCCUAGGGGACUUUCUCCUAAAACUCUUUGGUAGAUAGAAGUUACCCAUGUUCCCUCUUUUGGUAGACUCUCUUUUGUGCAUGUUACUGUUGAUAACCUUUUCUCAUUUAACGUGGGCUACUUGCCAGACAGGAGAAAGCACCGCCCACCUGAGCCUCCCAAAGUGCUGGGAUUACAAGUGUGAGCCACCGCACCUGGCUGUAUGUUUUAAAUCACUUUGAUCAAUGUUUGUAGAUUUCAUGGUACAAAUUUCUCAGCUUUUUACAUUGAUUCCUAAAUAUUUCUUACUUUAGGUUCUCUAACAAAUAGAAGUUUUUUAAAUUUUCUUUUAAAAUUGUUUAUUGUUAAUGUAUGGAAGUUAACCUAAUUUUUGGUGCUGAUAUUGUAUUCUGCAAAUACACCAAAUGCGUUUAGUAGUUCCAGUAGUAUCUUGGUUGACUCUUUAUGAUUUUCUAUACAAAAGAUUAUGUCAUUUACAAACACAUGUAAUUGUACUUCUUUCUUUCUGAUUUGGAUGAGUUUUAUUUCUUUGGCUAUUUAAUUGCUCUGGCUAAGACAGCCAGGAUUUAUUGAAUAGAAGGGGUGAGAGCGUUCGUGGACCAUGUGAGAUCCUACAGGAAAAGCAUUCCGUUUUCUCGGACUGGUUAUUUCCACUGUGGUCGUUUCAUGGAUGGUCUUUACAUUGUUGCGGUAAAUUUGUAUCUCUAUUUGUUUUGUUUAGGAUUACUAUGAUGACUGGAUGUUGAAUUUUGUGAACUGCUUUUUCUCCAUCUGUUGAGGUGAUGUGGUUUUUAUCUUUCAUUCUGUUACAGUGAAAAAUGACAUUGAUUUGCUUGAAUAUGGGGACCCAUCCUUGCAUCCCAGAGAUAAGUGGCACUUGAAUAUCUACAAUCCUUUUUAUAUCCUCUUGAAUAGAGUUUUCUAGUACAAG